Molecule: messenger RNA, 2450 nt
Organism: Athene cunicularia (burrowing owl)
Lineage: Eukaryota; Metazoa; Chordata; Aves; Strigiformes; Strigidae
Gene: STC1
Product: stanniocalcin 1
Exons: 4
Coding region: 1-699 (232 amino acids)
Biological process (GO): intracellular calcium ion homeostasis
Cellular component (GO): extracellular region
Molecular function (GO): hormone activity
Source: RefSeq, a predicted model, not a curated record
AUGAUCUGCAAAAGGCUUGAGGGCAUCGAGGAGCGGUGCGUGCGUAACGCAGUGCCUCUGCCUCUCUCUGCAGCCGAGGUGGUUCGGUGCCUCAACAGUGCCCUCCAGGUGGGCUGCGGGGCCUUCGCCUGCCUGGAGAACUCCACGUGCGACACGGAUGGCAUGUACGACAUCUGCAAGUCCUUCCUCUACAGUGCUGCUAAAUUUGACACUCAGGGAAAAGCUUUUGUGAAAGAAAGCUUGAAAUGCAUUGCAAAUGGGGUUACGUCCAAGGUGUUCCUUGCCAUCCGGAGGUGCUCCACGUUCCAAAGAAUGAUCUCCGAAGUGCAGGAGGAGUGCUACAGCAAACUGGACAUGUGCGGCAUUGCGAAACGAAAUCCUGAAGCCAUCACGGAGGUCGUCCAGCUUCCAAAUCAGUUCUCAAACCGGUAUUACAACAAGCUGGUGAGAAGCUUACUGGAGUGUGAUGAGGAGACUGUCAGCACCAUCAAGGACAGCUUGAUGGAGAAGAUCGGGCCCAACAUGGCAAGCCUCUUCCACCUCCUGCAGACAGAUCACUGCGCUCAAGGCCACCCGCGGGCUGACUUCACCAGGAGACGGAUCACCGAGCCGCAGAAGCUAAAGCUCUACUUCAGGAACCUCCGAGGUGAGGGGUCCGUCCCGGCCCACGCGAAGCGCAGCUCUGCCGAAAGCGCGUAACGCCUCGGGGGAGCCACAAUGGGUGUGUAAGGGAUGCUAAGCACUACCAAAGCUGACGUCUCUCUUUUCUAGAAGAGUAACGCACCCAAACCAAGUGUACUGUAGCUAGUUUUAAUAACAACUAGGAACUGGUUUUAGAUUUAGUCAUUAAUAUUUUCUAUUCCUCUCGAACAAAACUUUUGCAUGGAUCUGUGUUCAGUGUCUCAGCUUUCCCGCCGUCAAAAUGUCUCCAUCUCUUUUCUUCCCCACAAAAAGAUAUCCCAAACGAUCUUAGUCUUAAAUAGAACCGGACAGUAGUCAGGCCUUCAGACAACCAAACUCUAAAUGUACUGUAGCGCUAACACCAUUGAGGUCUGAAGAUUUGGCACCAAGGAGAAUAGCUUGUUCUCUCUUGUAGUAAGCUGGUAGGCGACGAUAGAUGCACUAAUAACUAUUGCACAUCCUAAAGAUGUCAAUGGAAUUCGUGUUAUGAAUCUGUGCUGGCCAUGGACGAAUAUGAAUGUCAUAUUCCUGGUCUCUUAGUGUCGUACAGUCCUAAUCCUUCCAAUACAGCUCUGUUAACCCAUGGAUUUACCAAACUCGCUAGCUGUGGAUGAUUCUAGUUACCGUGACCUGGCACCACAGUGCAAAAUGAGUUAAAACUCCCCCACUCCCCCCCCACACCUCCCCCUGACACACACCAAAUCAGGAAAGGAACAUUUUGUACUACGGAAAUGAUUAAAAGAGGUGCCAGUCUAUGGUUAAAGCUAGUCAGAAGGUUACAUAAUCUUGCAUUGUAUUUAAAAGCUAACAUCUAUGUACUGUAUUUAACUGUCGAAAGCUUUAAAAGAAAUCUAACAAAAACAAACCCUGUCUUAAGACUAGAGUAUUAAAGCUCUUGCUCUAACUGUGGUAUAAAUAGUUUUAAAAUCUGUCAUGUACUGUACAUAAAUUCCACGAGAGUCUGCUUAAAAGAAGCAGAAUAUAAUAACUUUAUUGCAUAAACUUAGUUUUGUAAGUUAGCUAUUUCUUUUUUUCCUGGAAACAGUAUCUCUGUCAUACUCAAGAGUUCACGUUCUACUCUGUGGCCUUUUUAUAAUGGAAGAGAGAAGAUGUUUAGGACAGAAAUCACAGAGCCAGAAACAAGCCUCUCUUCUCGUAGUUGAAAUGGAAGGGGGAAAAAAAAAAAAUAGAGUUCAGACUGGCGAGUCCUAUCUCCACAGAGCUGCUGGGAGAUGUAGUUAUACCCAAGGCACGAGUGCUGCUGGAGAGCUGUUUGGGGAAUUAUCGGGUGGCUGACGAAAAGCUGCUCGCGGAUCUCAUAGCUGCCGCAGGGUAAAGCUUCCCUUAGGAAGUUGAUUUCUGGGGAAGGGCAGGAGAAAUCCCUCAGUUCUCUUCAGCUUCACGCGUGGAGUGCUGCGCCUGCCUUGGGGAGGACACGCGCAUUAACGCUCCCGGGUCUGCCUCUCCUCCCGUCCACCUCUUGGGCCGCCUCUGCGCGCAGGAGCGGAGCCGCCGGGCCCGUGGCAGUAGCCGGGGGCCUCCCCCCAACGCCGGCUCUGCACAGUAGCCCGGCCGGGCUGCGGCGAGCCAAAAAAAGCCACAUUGUGGCAUGCGAUCAACGAGGCCAGUUCCAGCUCCAAAUCUAUCCCGUUAGAGUCCGUCUGCAGAGUGGAUGACUCUUGCUCAACUAGUUAGAGAGCUAAUAAAGGAGGGAUCUAUUUUUUUUUUCUUUUCAAAAUCUAAAGCAAUAUAACUUCUUUUUUUUUUUU